AUGACGCCAGCCACGGCGGUUGCCGUCGCAUCGGAGACGCCCGCGCCGGCUCCGGUCAUCGCGGCCUCGGCGGCGUCGUCCACCACCACCGCCUCCGGGACCGCCGCGGCGGGCGUGGAGGUGGCGACCGAGUCGGGCAACGGCGGCGGCGGGGCGGAGCGCCGGUCCCGCUUCCGGCGGAUCUGCGUCUACUGCGGCAGCGCAAAGGGGAAGAAGCCCAGCUACCAGGACGCGGCCAUCGAACUCGGCAACCAGCUGGUGGAGCGGGGCAUAGACCUGGUCUACGGCGGGGGCUCCAUCGGCCUCAUGGGAUCGGUCUCCCACGCAGUACACGCCGGAGGUCGCCAUGUCAUGGGGAUCAUUCCAAAAUCACUGAUGCCCAGAGAGGUAACUGGAGAACCUGUUGGCGAAGUUAGAGCCGUUUCUGGCAUGCACGAGAGGAAGGCUGAGAUGGCUCGGUUUGCCGAUGCUUUUGUUGCCUUACCAGGUGGCUAUGGAACUCUAGAGGAGUUGCUUGAGAUCAUCACUUGGGCACAACUGGGGAUCCACAAGAAGCCGGUUGGCCUUUUGAACGUUGACGGAUUCUAUGACCCUCUUCUGUCUUUCAUCGACUUGGCUGUCAACGAAGGCUUCAUCACGGAGGCAGCGAGGCGCAUCAUCAUCUCAGCCCCAACAGCCAAGGAGCUAGUUAUGAAGUUGGAGGACUAUGUCCCGGAGUAUGACAUCGGCUUGGUCUGGGAGGAGCAGAAGCCCAACAGCUUGGUCCCUGAGCUGGAGUCUGGGAUCACCUCAUCCUGA
Molecule: messenger RNA, 798 nt
Organism: Miscanthus lutarioriparius
Lineage: Eukaryota; Viridiplantae; Streptophyta; Magnoliopsida; Poales; Poaceae
Source: the annotation of a GenBank genome assembly